Messenger RNA from Drosophila rhopaloa, 484 nucleotides. RefSeq names its product LYR motif-containing protein 2. The transcript has 2 exons. Bases 124 to 396 code for a protein of 90 amino acids. Gene Ontology annotation, cellular component: mitochondrion. The record is from RefSeq and is a predicted model, not a curated record. Lineage: Eukaryota; Metazoa; Arthropoda; Insecta; Diptera; Drosophilidae.
UUCUUGUUUUGUUUUUGUUGAUUACAGAAAAUUACGGAAAAUGACAAGAAAAAUUUAUGAAUUAUAGAAUAACUUAAUAAUUUAACCAACAAAUAGAAAGAAACAAAAUAUAUUAACUCUAAAAUGUCCAAGGUACCCAAAGCAGCUCUUAGUUUAAAGCAGUUUAUGCUGCGCCAGGAGGUCCUGAAGCUUUACCGGGACAUCUUCCGCACCAUUCGCCAGGUUCCGGACAAAAACAGCCAGCUCGAGCUGCGUUCCUGGGCGCGUCACGACUUUCACACGAAUCGCCACCAGAGCGACGAGGUGGCCAUCAAAAUGCUCCUCCAACAUGGCAGACGAAGCCUCACGGAACUAAAGACCAGCCUCCAGUUAAGCGGGGUGAGCGAGGGCAAAUAGGAACAUUCUUAAAACCAACCUCUGCUUAAUUUGAUUUUAUAUUUUUGAGCUCGACAACCGUACGAAAAUAAAUACGAGUUAAGACUAA